Messenger RNA from Stegastes partitus (bicolor damselfish), 1329 nucleotides. RefSeq names its product putative sodium-coupled neutral amino acid transporter 8. The record is from RefSeq and is a predicted model, not a curated record. The coding region runs from base 1 to 1329 and encodes 442 amino acids. Gene Ontology annotation, cellular component: membrane. Gene Ontology annotation, molecular function: L-amino acid transmembrane transporter activity. The transcript has 10 exons. Gene Ontology annotation, biological process: amino acid transmembrane transport. NCBI's taxonomy places the organism in Eukaryota, Metazoa, Chordata, Actinopteri, Pomacentridae.
AUGGAGGAACUGGCCCGGGAGAGCAUCAGCCUGCUGGCCCGCUCUGCGUCCCACUCCGACCCGCCUCGGCUCGGCUCGUUUGGCGCCGUGUUCAUCAUGCUGAAGUCGGCGCUGGGAGCCGGACUUCUCAACUUCCCCUGGGCCUUCCAGAAAGCGGGAGGAGUGACCACCGCCAUCAGUGUGGAGCUGGUAUCUCUGGUAUUCCUCAUCAGCGGUCUGGUCAUCCUCGGCUACGCGUCGUCCGUCAGCAGACAGAAGACGUAUCAGGACGUGGUGAGAGAGGUGUGUGGACAAGCCGUGGGUCAACUCUGCGAGGUCUGUUUCUGCUUCAACCUCUUCAUGAUCAGCGUGGCCUUCCUGGUGGUGGUGCAGGACCAGCUGGAGAAACUGUGUAUUUCUUUGUAUGAGACGGUGACCGGGUCGAGUGAGGGGGAGAUGCCGUAUCACUGGUACACUGACCAGCGAUUCGCCCUCUUCAUCAUGUGCCUCGUCAUCAUCCUACCGCUGUCCAUCCCAAAGGAAAUCGGUAUCCAGAAAUACACAAGUGUGUUGGGGACGUUGGCUGCUACGUAUCUGUGUGUGGCAGUGAUCGUCAAAUAUUACCUGAUGGACAGUCACACUGCCGUUAUAACUCCAGAGCACAGCCAAGGUGUGAGCUCAUGGGCAUCAAUGUUCAGCGUCGUACCAACCAUUUGCUUUGGCUUCCAGUGCCAUGAAGCCUGCAUAGCAAUCUACAGCAGCAUGGAGAACCAGAAGCUCUCCCACUGGGUGGUCAUCUCUGUGCUCUCCAUGUUCUUCUGUUUACUCAUCUACACUUUAACCGGCGUGUACGGCUUCAUGACGUUUGGACGAGCCGUCGCCUCAGAUAUUCUGAUGUCGUAUCCAGGAAAUGACGUGGUCAUGAUCAUCUCCAGACUACUUUUUGGAAUAUCAAUCAUCACCAUCUAUCCCAUCAUUCUUCUUCUGGGGAGGUCUGUCGUCCUGAACCUGAUGUUGAGGGUUCAAAGACGUCGCAGAGGAAUCGUCACUCAUUCGUUUGAGAGCCGCUGCAGAGUCGCUCUGACUGUGGUCUGGAUCACUUUUACUCUCCUUAUCGCAAUGUUCGUCCCGGACAUGGGGCAGGUCAUCAGUGUCAUUGGAGGAAUCAGCGCCUUCUUCAUCUUUAUCUUUCCUGGUCUUUGCUUGAUGUUCACGAUGCAAUCUGACAACAUCUCUCCAAGAGUCAGGGCCAUUUCAACCGUCUGGGGAGUCGUAACAAUCGUAGUUGGAACCUUCAUCUUCGGACAGAGCACAACCAUCGCUGUGAUGGAGAUCUUCCAGAAUUUCUAA